AUGUCCAGAUCUGCCAUCGAAUCUUCCAUCAAAUUCUUCAUCGAAUCCGCUGUCGAAUCCUUCAUCGAAUCCUUCAUUGAAUCCGCUGUCGAAUCCUUCAUCGAAUCCGCUGUCGAAUCCGCCAUCGAAUCCGCUGUCGAACCCUUCAUCGAUUCCGCCGUUGACUCCAUCAAAUCCAUCUCCAAUUCGAAGCAGUUCAAUACCUCAAUUUGGUGA
This is a messenger RNA of Blastomyces dermatitidis ER-3, 216 nucleotides long. RefSeq lists its product as uncharacterized. The record is from RefSeq and is a predicted model, not a curated record. NCBI's taxonomy places the organism in Eukaryota, Fungi, Ascomycota, Eurotiomycetes, Onygenales, Ajellomycetaceae. The transcript has a single exon. Bases 1 to 216 code for a protein of 71 amino acids.